AUGGCCAACAAUCAAGGCCACCAAACUACCCCAUCCAACGUGCCUUUCCUCGACACAGCACAGCUGAUCAACGUUGCAGUGAAGGACCAGGCUGCUAAGCACUCAACUAUUCUUAUGAAGAUGGAGGAAAUCAUAGAGGCAUAUCUAGAAACCACCAUAAGGAAUGUGGUUGUCCUUGUGCCUAUUUACUUCAAUGACCCACAACGUCAAACCACCAAGGAUUUUAGUGUCAAUUCUGGGCUCAACGUGAUGCAAACUAUCCACCUGUCUACCACGACUGCCAUUGUUUAUGGGCUCGACAAGAAGGCCAUUAAUUAUGCUGAGAAGAACAUUUUCAUUUUUUAUCUCAGUGGUGGGAUUCAUGGUUUGACAUCCCUCUUUGCUCUGUGUAGCAGAAAUUUAGAUGUUGGUGUAGCUGCUGGGUUUGUUUCUUUGUUAUGUGGCAUAGGCCACAACCCCACCCUCUCGACCUUCACGUGUUGCAAACCCUCGAUGUAG
This is a messenger RNA of Glycine soja, 498 nucleotides long. Its product is annotated as heat shock 70 kDa protein 3-like. The record is from RefSeq and is a predicted model, not a curated record. Gene Ontology annotation, molecular function: misfolded protein binding; ATP-dependent protein folding chaperone; heat shock protein binding. Gene Ontology annotation, cellular component: cytoplasm. The transcript has a single exon. Bases 1 to 498 code for a protein of 165 amino acids. Lineage: Eukaryota; Viridiplantae; Streptophyta; Magnoliopsida; Fabales; Fabaceae. Gene Ontology annotation, biological process: protein refolding; cellular response to unfolded protein.